Messenger RNA from Dreissena polymorpha, 2184 nucleotides. RefSeq lists its product as uncharacterized. The record is from RefSeq and is a predicted model, not a curated record. The transcript has 2 exons. Lineage: Eukaryota; Metazoa; Mollusca; Bivalvia; Myida; Dreissenidae. The coding region runs from base 111 to 1547 and encodes 478 amino acids.
UAGCCUUGGAUAUCACACAGGUGAGUCACUUGAUAUCCCUGGAUAUCACACAGGUGAGUCACUUGAUAGCCCUGGAUAUCACGCAGGUGAGUCACUUGAUAGUCCUGAAUAUGACGCAGGUGUGUCACUUGAUAGCCCUGGAUAUCAAGCAGGUGAGGCACUUGAAAACCCUGGAUAUCACACAGGUGAGUCACUUGAUAGCCCUGGAUAUCACACAGGUGAGUUACUUGAUAGCCCUGGAUAUCACACAGGUGAGUUACUUGAUAGCCCUGGAUAUCACACAGGUGAGUCACUUGAUAGCCCUGUAUAUCACACAGGUGAGUCACUUGAUAGACCUGGAUAUCACACAGGUGAGUCACUUGAUAGCCCUGUAUAUCACACAGGUGAGUCACUUGAUAGCCCUGGAUAUUUCGCAGGUGAGUCACUUGAAAGUCCUGAAUAUCACGCAGGUGAGGCACUUGAUAGCCCUGUAUAUCACACAGGUGAGUUACUUGAUAGCCCUGGAUAUCACACAGGUGAGUCACUUGAUAGCCCUGGAUAUCACACAGGUGAGUUACUUGAUAGCCCUGGAUAUCACACAGGUGAGUUACUUGAUAGCCCUGGAUAUCACACAGGUGAGUCACUUGAUAGCCCUGUAUAUCACACAGGUGAGUCACUUGAUAGCCCUGGAUAUCACGCAGGUGAGUCACUUGAUAGUCCUGAAUAUCACGCAGGUGAGUCACUUGAUAGCCCUGUAUAUCACACAGGUGAGUUACUUGAUAGCCCUGGAUAUCACACAGGUGAGUUACUUGAUAGCCCUGGAUAUCACACAGGUGAGUCACUUGAUAGCCCUGUAUAUCACACAGAUGAGUCACUUGAUAGCCCUGGAUAUCACGCAGGUAAGUCACUUGAUAGUCCUGAAUAUCACGCAGGUGAGUCACUUGAUAGCCCUGUAUAUCACACAGGUGAGUUACUUGAUAGCCCUGAAUAUCACACAGGUGAGUUACUUGAUAGCCCUGGAUAUCACACAGGUGAGUCACUUGAUAGCCCUGGAUAUCACACAGGUGAGUUACUUGAUAGCCCUGGAUAUCACACAGGUGAGUCACUUGAUAGCCCUGGAUAUCACACAGGUGAGUUACUUGAUAGCCCUGGAUAUCACACAGGUGAGUCACUUGAUAGCCCUGGAUAUCACACAGGUGAGUUACUUGAUAGCCCUUGAUAUCAUGCAGGUGAGUCACUUGAUAGUCCUGGAUAUCACACAGGUGAGUUACUUGAUAGCCCUUGAUAUCAUGCAGGUGAGUCACUUGAUAGCCCCAGAUAUCACACAGGUGAGUUACUUGAUAGCCCUGGAUAUCACACAGGUGAGUCACUUGAUAGCCCUGGAUAUCACACAGGUGAGUCACUUGAUAGCCCUUGACAUCACACAGUCGAGUAACUUGAUAGCCCUUGACAUCACAGUGAUCACACAGGUGAGUCACUUGAUAGCCGUGGAUAUCACACAGGUGAGUCACUUAAUAGCCCUGGAUAUCACACAUUGCCUUUGGCAUCAUACGCAAAUGCUAUUCUAAUAUACCUUAUUAUGACCUAUGUGAUUUGAGUUAUGUAAUAUACUUGCGUUGACAGUAAAGAAAUGGGGUUUCUAAAAAAAAAUAGCAGUAAGAACUUUUUUACAAAUUCUGUAAAAAGACUAGUUUGCGUUUACUGACAAACAUGAACCCACAUGCUCUUUUGUUUACAAUUAUUUACUGUUAAGCCGUCAAUAUUCAACUGCGUUGGCUGGAGAAUACAUAGAGGAUAUUUGUUGGAUUUGAUUAGAUAUCGAUUUUAUUGCACGAGUGAUCAUAUAAAAUAAUAUUUUCACGAGUGGCGCAGCCACGAGUGAAAUAUCCAUUUUUUAUUAUCACCAGUGAAUGAAAAUCGAUAUUCCAUAGAAUCCAACAAAUUUUCUUUUUAUUUUAUGCUUUUUUCAACGUUUAUUUACAUUGUAAAAGAGUUUAACUGGAUAAUUUCACUGGAUUUAUGACGUCAUUUUAGCGAAAAAAUGACGUCAUUUCAUAGUAAAACAGUGAAAAAUAUCAAUAUUUUUCACUGUUUGAAACAGUUAUAUACCAGUUUUAUUUCACUGAUAUAUCUCUAUUAACCACCGGAAAGAAUAAAAUACAUGUAUUUCUAUGUAUUACUUAUGUCUGCGGACACCUCUAUAUA